Molecule: messenger RNA, 1312 nt
Organism: Papaver somniferum (opium poppy)
Lineage: Eukaryota; Viridiplantae; Streptophyta; Magnoliopsida; Ranunculales; Papaveraceae
Product: salicylate carboxymethyltransferase-like
Exons: 4
Coding region: 140-1273 (377 amino acids)
Biological process (GO): methylation
Molecular function (GO): S-adenosylmethionine-dependent methyltransferase activity
Source: RefSeq, a predicted model, not a curated record
CAAGGAUGAACAAACUUAGAGAAAGUUCAAACAAUUAAGAUAUGUUGAUAGUAAUUCCAAAGGCUUCUUACUGAGCAAAAUCAAAAGUUCUUUCAGCAAGGAGUAUAUUGGGAGUUUGAGAAUAAUCAAGUAAUAAUCGAUGGAUCAAGUCACUCAACAUCUACACAUGAAUGCGGGCAUUGCAGAAACUAGUUAUGCUUCCAACUCAUCAGCUCAGAAGAAUUCUAUAUACAAAACAAAGGCAGUGGUAGAGGAAGUAAUACUGGACGUAUUGUCGAAAUUUCAUGGUAGUGCCAUCUCUACAACUGCGAAGCUGAAGAGUAUAUGCAUUGCAGAUUUAGGCUGUUCUUCUGGACCCAAUGCACUGUUGGAUACCAUUCAUAACAAAUAUCGCAAAUCUGACAGCAUUAUGCCCGAGAUCCUCGUGUUUCUUAAUGAUCUUCCUGGGAAUGACUUCAACACCCUGUUCAAGAACUUGGAAAGUUUUCAAGACGAAUUAAGGGAAACCAAUGGCGAUGGUUUUGGACCAUGUUUUGUAACUGGAACGCCUGGCACAUUUUAUGGUAGACUUUUUCCUAGAGGCUCUCUUCACUUUGUUCAUUCUUCCUAUAGUCUUCACUGCUUAUAUAAGGUUCCUCAAGGGAUCGAACAGAGCAACAAGGGAAACUUAUAUAUUUCAAAAUCAAGUCCACCAUCUGUUGUUGAAGCAUACUUGGAGCAGUUCAACACAGAUUUUAUGGUUUUUCUGAAGUGUCGCUCUGUGGAAUUAGUUGAUGGAGGAAGAAUGGUGUUGACACUUUCGGGAAGGAGAAAUUCAGAUCCUACCAGUAAAGAGUGUUGCAGUGUAUGGGAUCUAUUAGUCACUGCAUUCAAGGAUAUGAUUACAAAGGGAAUGGUUGAAGAAGAGAAACUAGAUUCCUUUAACUUUCCAAUUUACUUUCCAUCCCCUGAGGAAGUGCAGGCGGUAAUUCAGAGUGAAGGUUCCUUCAUGGUUGAUCAACUACAUGCAUAUAAUGUGAACUGGGACGGAAGUGAUUCUCGCGAAGAUAGAAGUUCAGUGACAGAGAAGUACAGAAGUAGCUAUGACACAGCUAAGUGCAUUAGAGCUGUGUCUGAAUCGUUACUGGUGAGUCACUUCGGGGAGGAGAUAAUCGAUGAAUUGUUCUGCAGGUACAGGGAGAAUGUUGCAAGCUACGCAACCAAAGAGAAAACCGAGUACACUAACUUGGUUAUCUCCAUGACAAAGGGGGGAAAAGUUGUCCCUGAAUCAUAAGCUGCAUAAAUAAGUGAAAAAAAUGUACAUCUUUCAUUC